Molecule: messenger RNA, 4476 nt
Organism: Coregonus clupeaformis (lake whitefish)
Lineage: Eukaryota; Metazoa; Chordata; Actinopteri; Salmoniformes; Salmonidae
Product: lysosomal-trafficking regulator-like
Source: RefSeq, a predicted model, not a curated record
UAGACCGCAGAUCCCCCGGUUGCGGUUGUCUUCUUCGGUUUGUGUAUUCCGUAUGAUAUCUCAACGGUGGAUAGUUUCGCAGCUUGGAGAGCGUCCUGGACACUCAUAGGAACGGGAACCAACAAACAGAAGCAACACUUCCAACCAUCUGUUCUAGCUACAGCCAGACGUCAUGGAUUAUGUGUGACUCACUAGGAUGAACUGACUGUUGAACUGAACUGAGCUGGCCCUGGUUAACAUUUGACUUCCUCAGACGAGGAGUGAGUCCCUGUCCCCAACCCUACCUUGGUUCCGCUGCCUGAAGUACACCUACAGCCCUGGGACAUGGCCAAUCCACACCUGGCUAACCUGGCCUUUGCCUGGGAGAAGUACAUGGACUGUCGAGUACAAGGAUCAGAGCUACAGGUCAGUCUUCAGUGCCUGGAGAGUUUCCUGUGUCUGUUCCACUGUGUCCGCCACCUCCACAGCAGCCAUGGCAACAAGGAUCCUCUGAAGUUCUGUUCUGAUAUGAGUGGGGCCAGUAACACUCUGGCUAGGGAGUUCCUGACCGAUGUUCACCAGCUGUGCAGCGCCGUGGCUCAGAGGGCGGAGUCACGGGGAGAGGAGGAUGAGGAGGAGAGUCACAUGGUGGCCCUGGGCGAAUACUUGGUCAGGGGGAGGGGCUUCCUGCUGCUCAGCGCCCUGGACUCCAUCAUUGACCAGGAGCUGACCUGUAGAGAGGAGCUGCUAACCCUGCUGCUGUCGCUACUGCCACUGGUUUGGAAGAUACCUGUUCAGGAGGAGAAAGCACCAGAUUUCACCCUGCCAUCUCUGCUGGAAGUGUUCCUGAGCCGGGAGGUGAAGGCCGUCCCCCUGAGGGCGGGGAAAGUCCAGAAGACCGGUGCAUUGCACUCUGGGAAGCGGUCACGCGGUGGCGGCAGCAGUAGCUCCACCUGGAAGGUCCUGCGCCGCUCACGCCAGACCGCUCAGCGCUACUCCAUAAGGGAUGCUCGCCGCUCCCAGCUCUCCACCUCUGACUCAGACGCCAACUCUGACAUCAAGGCCGUCAGUGGUGGCGCAGGUGGAGUGCGUAGUCGGCGUUCUCGCGGUUCUACUACGAUCCGUGUGAGCUGCCAGCAUCACCGUUCGGAGGAUCCCUUGUUGCCCUCGCCCCCUGUCCCCCCUCCCGAAACCACCAUGGCCUCGCCUUUCCCCCUCUACCCACAACCCCGGACCACCGCGGACACAGAGACCCUGACUGACCCAGCUGCCAUGUCCAUAUUCAACCGGAUGGAGAACUCUCCCUUCGACCUCUGUCAUGUUCUGCUCUCGCUCCUGGAGAAGGUGUGUAAGUUUGACAUGAGCAUCAACCACAACCCGGGUCUGGCUGUCAGUGUGGUGCCUAGCCUCACUGAGAUCCUCACCGAGUUUGGAGACUGCUGUGGUCCGGGGGGAGGAGUGGGAGGAGAGGGGGCGGAGGAGCUGGCUGGAGGCUGGACAGAGGAACCCAUCGCUCUGGUCCAGAGGAUGCUGCUGAGGACCAUCCUCCACCUGAUGUCAGUAGACGUGGGUCAGAGUGAGGCUCUACCAGACAGCCUGAGACGCAGCCUGACUGACCUGCUCAGAGCCACGCUGAAGAUCAGGUCCUGCCUGGAGAGACAGGCAGACCCAUUCGCUCCCAGACCCAAGAAGACCCUGCAGGAGGUGCAGGACGAGUUCUCUUUCUCCCGCUGGAGACACCGUUCCCUGCUGUUACCUGAGCUGCUGGAGGGGGUACUGCAGGUGCUGCUGGGGUGUCUCCAGGCCUCGGCCCCCAACCCCUUCUUCUUCAGCCAGGCUCUAGAGCGGCUCCAUGAGUUCAUCCAGCAUCGCGGCCUGGAACUGUUUGAGGCCACCGUUCUGAGGCUAGAGAGGCUGGGCCGCGCCCCCGACUCUGAGGUGGGGGGUGAGGCAGCAGACCGGCUGAGAGGACUGAUCUCCGGCGUCCUGAAGAUCGUCAGCGCCGUGAAGACCGCUAAGUCAGAGCAGCUGCACCAGUCCGUCUGUGCCCGCCGUCGUCACCGCCGCUGUGAAUACUCCCACUUCCUGCAUCAUCACCGCGACCUCUCCGGACUCCCCGUCUCCGCUUUCAAACAGGCCGCCCGCCGCAACCCCUUCGAAGAGACAGAGUCCGAGGGGAAGGAGGGAGUGGAUGACGUGGUGCGUUACCCAGAGAGGUGCUGCUGCCUGGCAGCCUGUGCCCACCAGUGUCUCCGUCUGCUCCAGCGCCUGUCCUCAAGCGGCCCAGCGGUGCUCCAGGUCCUAGCUGGGGUCCAGGCUGUGGGGAUCUGCUGCUGCAUGGACCCUCGGUCUGUAGUCGGUCCUCUCCUCAACGCCUUCCAGGCUCCAGGCCUCCGCUCCUACCAGUCCCACAUACUCUCUGUUCUCUCCCGGCUGAUCCUGGAUCAGUUAGGAGGCGGCCAGCCCUCUGAGAAGGCUAAGCUAGCCUCCUGUAACAUAUGUACUCUGGACAGCAGUCAGCUGCCGGGCCUGGAGGAGACGCUCCAGCAGGGGGAGGUCAGGGUGUCGUCCCCCAGUUUGAGCUACCGUUCCCAGGGUAUCCUCCCCAGCGGAGGGGGGGCAGAGGAUAUACUGUGGAAGUGGGAUGCGCUGGAGGCGUACCAGGGGCUGGUGUUCGGGGAGGACCAGGCACUCAGCCAACAGGUCGCGGGACACGUGUGUCACCUGACGUUGAGAGGGAACGCUGUGGUCCAAUGGCAGCUCUACACGCACAUCUUCAACCCCGUACUGCAGAGGGGGGUGGAGCUUGUGCACCACGCCCAACAACUGGGUGUCUCUACAGUGUGUAGCCAGGUGUGCUCCGACCACACCCAGUGUCUACCUGUAGAAGUGCUGCUGGUUUACCUGCAGACAUUACCCACCCUGCUCAAGUCCAGGGUGAUCAGGGACCUGUUCCUGUCCUGUAACGGUCUGAACCAGGUGACGGAGCUCAUCUACCUGGACCAGACUCGGGCCUGGGCCCUCAAGGUGUUUGAGACGUUAAUACUUGGAGUUGGAGUGGAGCACCAGGACCAGGUCCCAGACCAGGAGCACGCCGAGGCCCAGGAGAGAGGGACCAUGCUGGGCCUGGCUGAGGAGCUGGGAUCCCGUGCGGCUGGAAGUACCGGAGGUCCCAUAGGAGAAGGGGGCCCACAGAGCCUUUCCAAGUUCUACGAGUGUCUAAAAGAGGCAUGCCCAAGGAGGUGGACACAGAGUGGUCCAGGGGCUGUAAGUGGGAGGGGCCAGGGAGAGACCCAUCUGAACACCAUCAACCUCUUCCUGUGUGUGGCGUUCCUCUGCGUCAGCAAGGAGGCCGACUCGGACCGUGACUCGGUAAACGACUCGGAGGAUACGUCGGGGUACGACAGUACGGCUUCAGAGCCUCUGGGAGGGAGACUCCCCUGCCUGUCACCUGACAGCGUGGCCCUGCCCUCCAAGGAUCAGGUGCGGCGUGCGGCGGACGUGUGGUCGGUGUGUCGCUGGAUCUACCUGGCGAGUCCCGUGUUCCAGAGACAGUUCUACCGGCUCGGGGGACUAGACGUCUGUUCCCGCCUCAUGACCAUGGUCAUCCAAAAUCUCACCUCUAAGACCAAGGAUGGCAAGAAGAAGAGAGAUGGGAAGGCUAGCCCUGACUCCCCUGCCCCAUCACCAACCUCUACGCCAACCCCAGUUGUGCCAGGUUGCACCACCCUGGGAGUGGAGGAUCCAGGGAAGGACCCAGCUGGAGCUGUGAGCCCAGACCAGGGUGGGCAGGGGCAGGGGAAGGGGACCCAGAAGGAUCCUUCCAGGAGGCUGGAUGAAGGGUGGCCUCUACAGAGCAUCAGAAUGCUGGAGGCCCUGCUAGCUAUCUGCCUGCACAGCGCUAACUCAGGCCUGCAGAGGAUCGAACCGGAGCUUUCAUUCCAGAUCCAGUCAGUGGAGGAGACGCUGGUAGAGGUCAGGGAUCAGCUGUCCCGCUCCGGGGUGGUGAACUCUGAUCUGGCCGUGCCCCUGUUUGACUUCCUGCUCCGUGUGGCCCUGGCCGAGGUCUGCUCCAGCCCCGAACCACAGGAGGACAAGGCUGAGAGGAAGUUAGCAGUGUGUGUGGAGAGUGUGGUCCCGGCGGGGGAUCUAUCUGAGGCUGAGGAGGGAGACGAGGUGCAGGGUUGUGGUGAGGCUCCAGCGCUAGGGGAGGAGGAGGGAUACGAGGCAGACAGCGAGAGCAACCCAGAGGACAUGGCCAAGCAGGAAGAAGGUGUGAAGGUGGAUUCUGCAGGAGCAGUGGGGGCGUGUCUGGCUGCAGCGGAGUCCCCCGGCAGAGGGGGCCGUGGCGUUCUCCUUUUCCCAGAGAUCUGCCUGAUGGAGCUUCAGCUGCUGGCGGCAGGGUCACCUGAUCUGGAGGUGUUGGGUCACGUGUUUCACAGCCUGCUGGGGGUCGUGAGAGCCAACCCUCGCAACGCUGCACUGCUGUACCACCAG